Molecule: messenger RNA, 996 nt
Organism: Nomascus leucogenys (northern white-cheeked gibbon)
Lineage: Eukaryota; Metazoa; Chordata; Mammalia; Primates; Hylobatidae
Source: RefSeq, a predicted model, not a curated record
GACAGCUUGGCAUACAGCCCGGCGGGCAUCAGCUCCCUUGACCCAGUGGAUAUCGGUGGCCCCGUUAUUCGUCCAGGUGCCCAGGGAGGAGGACCCACCUGCAGCAUGAACCUGUGGCUCCUGGCCUGCCUGGUGGCCGGCUUCCUGGGAGCCUGGGCCCCUGCUGUCCACACCCAAGGUGUCUUUGAGGACUGCUGCCUGGCCUACCACUACCCCAUUGGGUGGGCUGUGCUCCGGCGCGCCUGGACUUACCGGAUCCAGGAGGUGAGCGGGAGCUGCAAUCUGCCUGCUGCGAUAUUCUACCUCCCCAAGAGACACAGGAAGGUGUGUGGGAACCCCAAAAGCAGGGAGGUGCAGAGAGCCAUGAAGCUCCUGGAUGCUCGAAAUAAGGUUUUUGCAAAGCUCCGCCACAACACGCAGACCUUCCAAGCAGGCCCUCAUGCUGUAAAGAAGCUGAGUUCUGGAAGCUCCAAGCUAUCAUCGUCCAAGUUUAGAAAUCCCAUCAUCAGCAGCAAGAGGAAUGACUCCCUCCUGACAUCAGCUAAUUCAGGACUGUGAGCCGGCUCAUUUCUGGGAUCCAUCAGCACAGGAGGGGCCAGAUCUUUCUCCGAUAAAACCAUCACCCUACAGACCCAGCUGUCCCCACGCCUCUGUCUUUUGGGUCAAGUCUUAAUCCCUGCACCUGAGUUGGUCCUCCCUCUGCACCCGCACCACCUCCUGCCCCUCUGGCAACUGGAAAGAGGGAGUUGGCCUGAUUUUAAGCCUUUUGCCGCUCCAGGGACCAGCAUCAACCCUGGGCAGCCAGUGGCUCUUGUAGAGAAGACUUAGGAUACCUCUCUCACUUUCUGUUUCUUGCCGUCCACCCCGGGCCAUGCCAGUGUGUCCCUCUGGGUCCCUCCAAAACUCUGGUCAGUUCAAGGAUGCCCCUCCCAGGCUAUGUUUUUCUAUAACUUUUAAAUAAACCCUGGGGGGUGAUGGAGUCAUUCCUGCCUGUUA